Nasonia vitripennis (jewel wasp) is the source of this 3779-nucleotide messenger RNA. RefSeq names its product cilia- and flagella-associated protein 410. Bases 477 to 1646 code for a protein of 389 amino acids. Gene Ontology annotation, biological process: cytoskeleton organization. Gene Ontology annotation, molecular function: protein binding. Lineage: Eukaryota; Metazoa; Arthropoda; Insecta; Hymenoptera; Pteromalidae. The record is from RefSeq and is a predicted model, not a curated record. The transcript is spliced from 10 exons.
AUAGCUACUCUAGCGGCGGCGCGGUGAGAGGCUCUGAAUCUCCGCUCGUCGGCGCACCAACUCAGUUCACUCUCGACUCUCGUCGCGGCACGAUAGCCCCGCGCGCUUCUUGUUUUUUUAUUUUCCAUUCCAUCUCGCUCCCCGUCGUCGCGAGUAUAUGCUAUGUUGUGCACCCGAUGCUCCCUCCGCCACUAUGUUCAGAGGAGAUAGUUGACUGUUUUUCGCGCGUGCAUAUCAGCCCGCAUCACUAUCCGCAGUUUCGUUCGGCCGCGGCAAUACGAUGUUGUGGCCGCCGCUACUCUCCGUGGCAGCAGAAAAUUUUCCGUGAAAGUGUAGCAACUCCUUUCCUAUCUCGUACCUGUGUAUACACCUACUUGCUUGUCUGUCUGUCUCUCGCUCUCUGCUCUCUGCUCUCAAUUCUCAGGAAGAUAAUCUAUAAGCUCUAGCCCUUCAGUUGCCGGAUAAUAAUCGACGUCAUGGUCAGACUAACCGAGGAGAUGGUCGCCGCAAGGACCAGGGUGUCCGAUUGCGCGGCUGUCAAAAAACUCAACUGCUGGGGAACCGAACUCACCGACGUUAGCAUCCUGCGUAAAAUGAGAAACGUCGAGGUCCUAUCGCUCAGUGUUAACAACAUCAAUAGUCUUGCCGAUUUCCAAAAUUGUGUUGAUCUAAAGGACUUGUUUGUCAGGAAAAACAAUAUUAGGGAUCUAAAUGAAGUUUGCUACCUUCAAGCACUUCCAAACCUUAGGAAUUUGUGGCUUGGAGAAAAUCCCUGCGCAGAUGUUGAUGGAUACCGCUUAGCUGUUAUCAAAGCUCUGCCCAACUUGGAAAAAUUAGAUGAUAAGAUAGUCACCCCUGAAGAAGUUCAAACUGCAAUGCUGCGAGGAAGAUCUUUGAUUCAUCCGUUGACUAUGAUGCAAGCAGAAUCUUCUUCACCACAAUCAGGUCGAGGAAGUCCUGAGGUUGUCAUGGCCAAAUAUUCAGAAGAUCAAGAUGUGGAUCAGAGGCGAAAUUAUAGUUCUUCUGAUGAACAGAGGAGUUAUGAUGAGGCACCUCCUGUAGAAGAUUACCAAGAGACUGAUAAAAGGAAUGCAAAUUACAACACGUCGCCUGUCCAUCAGUAUCCCCCUAACAAUCGAUACUCCUAUGAGCAAAAUGGCAGAAUUAAGAAUACAGACAAUAACUCACGUAACAACAGCUAUGCAGAAAUCUCUGCUGCAACUAAAAUCCUUGAAACACAACAGGACAAUGACAGAACUACAGUUUUACGGCAAAACGGCGAAUACGAGGAGGUUAAUCAAAGAAUGUAUGCACCAGUUUCACCCCGAUCGCAAUAUCCUCCAACUGAGUAUAUUGACGAAAGGAGAAUGGAAUAUGAAGAGCCGCAAAGGCCGCCCUCAGCACAAUCAAAGCGGGGAAUGAUGAAUCAAAGUAUGGAAAGGGAGGACUUUAAUCAGUCAGCUGGUUGGAUGAGACGCGCCGAGAAGGACAAGCGAAGAUCACAGUUUCAGUAUCAAAGGAGACCCGUGACAAGGAACUCGAACAUCUUGUCAGCGGUAUUAUGUCUGGUGAAAGAGCUUGACUAUCCGAGUUUGGAGGUGGUCGAGAUGGCUGUAAGGAGCCGCAUCGACGAGCUGGAAGAAUGAUGUUUCUGACACCGUCCCCAAAGUAAGCAGGGGACGGUGCUACCAAGUUACCUACAGCAACAGCAACAGUUCGGCGGUGGCGUUUCGGUUCCGAGUCCCGAAUACUCGGAUUCGCUCGACUCCACACUAACUUACAGCCAACGUUCAACCAGCGCCAACGACUACAAUCUCAAUGUCCGCGAGCUCUCUUCGGAGGCCUGUAGCCGCGAGGACAGCCCAUGCCGCCUAUUCAGCGCAAGCAUCAGGAGCACCACUUCCAGUACGACCUUUCCCUGCGAGCUGGCGAGCCGACUCCGUGAUGCCGCCGUUGCCGACCAGGAAGACAGAACAAGCAACGAGGUACGCAGGGUGGCCAGCAGCGACAGCAUACCCGUCAAUCGUGCGACUCCGGGUAGCGCUGACAGAGGUCUGUUCAACCGUUCGUACAGAGUACUGAGCCAGGAUUGCGUUAGACGAGCUAAGAGCCCAGACGUGCGUAAUCCCGCGACCCAAUUGCGCUACAUCCAGUCCGCUAAAGGCACCUGGACCUACAACUUUUGAGUUAAGAAAGAGGCGAGCGACUACCUCCUAAUACCUACGGCCAAUCACAUUAUGACAUAACUGGUGCUAUGUGGAACAGGAUUACUCAACGAGACGGACUUGUACGCCUCACCAACGACUGACUACUGAGCACUAAACACUGACACUUUGUAGCUUUAAUACUCAACAAGAUCGCUUGAUAAAGUACUCAUUUUUACUAUUGCCUGCGGGACACUGACACGGAGAUAUUCACUAACUAGACUGAUUAACUAGCGAGAAAAGCAUUCCUCUCAUGUCCUACUCGAUAGGCAAGUGCAAUAAAGUAAUGCUAAAUUCUAGCUAAUGUGUAACUGCAGGCCGAAAAUCAGCGGGCUAGCAGCUCUUAAUCAUAACCUUAAGGCGUUCACGUAAAUAUUUACAUUAUCCUAAUUGUACAAAUACACAAUUGAUAAAAAGGGAAAAAAUUAAUUAUUAAUGGAACGCAAUGCCAGCGAUCGUCAUGUCCGUGGAUGCCAGUGAAGUGCUUUUUACUUUGCGGCUUCCCGACAAAAAUCUUGCCACGUUCCAAACAGUGCGUAGCUAACAAUUGUCUUUCGAAAUGUGUAUAUACUGAUUGAUAUUGAUAUUAUUUACUACGAAUUUUUAAUCCGAUGUUAUUUAUCAAAGAGUAAUUAUAUAAAUAUGAACUUGGGCGCACUUUCCAUUUAGUGCGCGUGUGUAGAGUUUAUUUAUUAUAGUGAAUGAUUCCCGUACUACUUACAAAAAUACUGCAAAACUCGAAAAAUUUUCUUUUAUGCACAGGUACUUGGAAAUACAUAUUUAAAAGUAAACUAUUAUAUACAAAUAAUUAGGAAAAAAUUCUUGCCAAAGUUUUGUGAAUGCAUAAUAAACUUCUCAAAGUAUUCUUCCGUAUAAAUUGUAACAAAUGCGUCAUAUUUCGUUGAGUAUGACCGUCCAAUUAUUUUAUUUACUGUUGAUUCGCAUUGUCGUCAUUAAUCAAUUGCAUAUCGUUAAUUAUCAAAUUUAUUAAGUGAUUAUGCUUCUUUACACAAUUUAAGCGUUUCAAUAAUCGCAAUAUAAAGAUCUAGAAAUUGUUAGUGAUCAAAUGAAUUUUUAAUUUGUUGCUGCUUUUUAUAAAAUUGACAGUUAUUAUUCUAUCGUAUUUACAAUCAACUGAUGUGGCUGGUCCCAUUAUUGUUCUAUAAAUUAAAUAAUUACUGAAAAACAUAGUGUAUACACAUAUUAUAUAUACAUAUAUUUAUCAUAAACAUCGACAAUAUGACAACUGACGCUCUACUCUGUAGCAAAUUCAAAAAUUUGUUUAUCUAUUACAACAUUACAAAGUUUCUGUUACGUUUUAAAGUUACAGAAAAGGGAUAUCAGGGUUUCGAUGAUCGCAGAUUUCCAGAAAAACUUGUUAUUAUAACCACUUCUGCGCUCUGAAUCAAACGUAUAAUAGACCAGAUAUAUUAUUACUUAGUUACAAUAACGUAACCAUUAAAGAAUGUAAGGCAAGGAACAGUACUUAAAACGAAUAGCGGACGCUUCCAAUGAUCUAAAACGUCCUUUAACCGUCAUUCGUAAGCUUUUUAAAUAUAUAAAGAUAAUGCUCUA